Molecule: messenger RNA, 4124 nt
Organism: Amaranthus tricolor (Joseph's coat)
Lineage: Eukaryota; Viridiplantae; Streptophyta; Magnoliopsida; Caryophyllales; Amaranthaceae
Product: leucine-rich repeat receptor-like serine/threonine-protein kinase SKM1
Exons: 2
Coding region: 979-2496 (505 amino acids)
Cellular component (GO): plasma membrane
Molecular function (GO): protein binding
Source: RefSeq, a predicted model, not a curated record
UGACGUUUCUCAUAGAUGUCACUAUAGACUAUAAUAACAAUUACAUUUACCACUAAAAACCAAAUAAAGUAUCGUUAAAUCACUUUAUUGUGGAACUUAAAAUAAAACCAAAUAAUUGUAACACUAAAAUAUAAAUUAGUGGUAUUGUUUUAAUACCAUUAAAUCUAAUAUCGCGAAAAGUUAAAUAUAUUGUAGUGGGUCCAGUUCAAUGUUAGCAGAUUGGAAAUAUAAUGCGAUGCAGGAAUGAAAAUGAAAACGCAAAAUAUUAGUUUAUUGCUUCAGAAACAAAGGGUUCAUAUUAUGGAUCCCUUUGAUAUAAUAUUUUAAUCAGUUUUAGAUUGAAAUAUUGUUAUUUAAACACUAAUUUGGAGUUUGGGGAACGAAGGUUUAGAAAUGUUAAUCAAGAUUUAUAGGGAUUAAGUUUCAAAAAUGAAAAUUGUAAUAUUGUAAAACUACAACUAUAUAGUUGUUUACAUAGAGAAUUUGAGACUUUUAUAAAAACAAAUUAUAUGACGUACCGCUUACCUACGGCUCUCACCCCUAAAAAAGGUGUGUAGUGACAAAAAAACUAAACCUAUUAAAAUAUGUCGACUUUGCAAUGUUAGGCCUACUGACAAAUUUUCAGUUAAAUAUAAUUCAUUAUCCAGCUAGCCCUCAAUUUAUUUUUUAAUAUUUAAAUUAUUUAUUCACUCCAUAAAAAUUAUCAAAAUAAAUACACUUUACCAAAAUAUUUAAAGCUUUGAUUUACAAGUCAACUAAAACCUAAGUCAACCAUAUUACUAAAAUUUCAAACAACUUUAAUGGAUCAUCAUCCACGUUAGAAAACUUUAGCUACACAUUGGUUCCAGCCACAACCAUUCAACACGAUUUUAAUUUUUUAAUUCUUUAAUUUAGAUAUUUUUUUAUAAUUAAUUAAAAUUCUAGAUUUUUAAAGAUUAUUUUAACACAUUAUAAAUAGUCUUUCAUUUUCCUCUCAUCAUGUAUCUCAAUUCUAGUAUUCUUGUUUUCUUCUUGUUUAUUCACUGUCUGAAUAUUAGCUUCAUCAAUGGUGGAAUAUUAUCAGAACAAGAAGCAUUAUUAGCUAUUAAAUCUGCCAUUAAAGAUGAUCCUUAUAAAAGUCUAUCAUCUUGGAAAAACACUACUCACCAUUGCAAUUGGUCGUUCAUCACUUGCUCUUCGUCUUCUCACUCUCCCACUGUCAUUUCCCUGGACAUCUCCAGCUUAGAUCUCAAUGGUACUCUCUCUCCUCAAAUCGGUUUUCUUACAAACCUGCAAAACCUAUCUCUCCAUGAUAACUAUUUUUAUGGGCAUGUCCCGUCUUCUCUUCCUCUCCUUACAAAACUCCACUAUCUCGACCUUAGUGGGAACGACUUUAGUGGCCCACUCCCUUUAUUUGUUAAUAUGUCGGAGCUUCGGUGCCUUUCCCUUAGUUGGAACGAGUUUUCUGGUACAAUAUCGCCAGAGUUUAGUAAAUUUCAAAAGCUUCAAGUUUUGUAUCUUUCUAGCAACAAUCUUUCGGGAUUACUUCCUUAUGAAUUAGGAUUCUUAAAGAGGUUGAAAACUUUAGAUUUAUCAUAUAACUUUUUAUAUGGUGAGAUACCAAAUUCUUUUUCUCUUCUUACCAAUUUGAUUUAUUUGGAUUUAUCUGUGAAUAAACUACAUGGUCAGAUACCAAAUUCUUUUUCUCUUCUUACAAAUUUGAGUUAUUUGAUUUUAUCAAAUAAUCAAUUACAUGGUGAGAUACCAAAUUAUUUUUCUCUUCUUACAAAUUUGAUAUAUUUGCAUUUAUCAAAUAAUCAAUUACAUGGCGAGAUACCAAAUUCUUUUUCUCUUCUUACAAAUUUGAGUUAUUUAUUUUUAUUAGAUAAUCAAUUACAUGGUGAGAUACCAAAUUCUUUUUCUCUUCUUACAAAUUUGAGAUCUUUGUAUUUAUCAAAUAAUCAAUUACAUGGUGAGAUACCAAAUUCUUUUUCUCUUCUUACAAAUUUGAGAUAUUUGGAUUUAUCAAAUAAUCAAUUACAUGGUGAGAUACCAAAUUCUUUUUCUCUUCUUACAAAUUUGAAUCAAUUGGAUUUAUCAAAUAAUCAAUUACAUGGUGAGAUACCAAAUUCUUUUUCUCUUCUUACAAAUUUAAUUUAUUUGAUUUUAUCAAAUAAUCAAUUACAUGGUGAGAUACCAAAUUCUUUUUUUCUUCUUACAAAUUUGAUUGCAUUGGAAUUAUCAAAUAAUCAAUUACAUGGUGAGAUACCAAAUUCUUUUUGUCUUCUUACAAAUUUGAGUUAUUUGUAUUUAUCAAAUAAUCAAUUACAUGGUGAGAUACCAAAUUCUUUUUCUCUUCUUACAAAUUUGAGAAAUUUGUAUUUAUCAAAUAAUCAAUUACAUGGUGAGAUACCAAAUUCUUUUUCUCUUCUUACAAAUUUGAGUCGUUUGUAUUUAUCAAAUAAUCAAUUACAUGGUGAGAUACCAAAUUCUUUUUCUCUUCUUACAAAUUUGUGAUAUUUGGUUUUAUCAAAUAACCUUUUACAUGGUGAGAUACCAAAUUCUUUUUCUCUUCUUACAAAUUUGAGUAUUUUGGAUUUAUCAUAUAAUCAACUCACGGGUCAGUUACCUGUCAACAUUGGAAAGCUUACGAGUCUUUAUUGUUUGUUGGUUGCCAACAAUAACUUUAGUGGAAAACUCACACCACAGAUUACAGGAUACAAUGUCACGAAUUUUAAAAACUCUUCUAUCUGCAACUUGGUUAAUCUUUCCAUCCUUGAUUUAUCUUAUAACAAGUUUAAUGGAGAAGUUCCUCAUUGCUUGGGCAAUACUAGUACUCAAUUAGCUGUAUUGAAUCUCCAAUCAAAUAAUUUCAAGGGCAUCAUUCCAUCAGCAUUAUUUUCUAUUUGUGAUUCAUUGGAAUAUGUAGAUUUCACUGACAAUCAGUUAGAAGGAGCUAUACCUAGGUCUUUAUCUAAAUGUAGAAACCUGAAAGUCCUAAAUUUGAGGAACAACAAAUUCAAAGAUAUAUUCCCAUAUUGGUUAGGUAGCCUUCUGUCUUUAGAGGUUCUCAGCAUACCCUUUAAUAAAUUUCAUGGUGAUAUAACCAACAAUUUAUCAAAGAUUACAACAUCUCCUUUUUCAAAUCUACAAAUUCUCGACCUUUCAAACAAUAAUUUCUGUGGUAAGUUGCCAUUCAUGUACAUUAAACAAUUUCGUUCCAUGAUGGAUAACAACAUGUCUACUAUAGGAAGUCCAAGCUACUUAGAAAAUGAAUCUAGUGUUUAUAUCUAUAUGUACUCCAUCAAGAUGACAGUAAAGGGGAAGCAACAAGAUUAUAAGAAGAUAAUUACUUCUAUGUCAACAUUUGAUAUGUCUAAUAAUCACUUUGAAGGAGAGAUUCCAAAUUCUAUAGGGAUGUUGCGAGCACUUCGAAAUCUUAAUCUCUCGCAUAACCUACUUACCGGAAACAUCCCUCCAUUCAUCGGGAACUUAUCAUUGUUGGACGGUUUAGACCUAUCAUCAAAUAGGCUUAUCGGUGAAAUCCCUCAAGAACUUGUUAGUUUAACAUUUCUCGGGGUUUUUAAUGUUUCAUAUAAUCAACUGGAAGGGCCUAUACCCCAUGGUAAUAAUUUUAAUACCUUCUCAUCUGAUUCGUACGUGGGCAAUUUUGAAUUGUGUGGAGCACCAUUACAUGAAUGCAAAAACAAUACUGUUGUGCAAUCUUUGAACAAUAAUAAUGUGGAAGAAAAAACAGAAUUAUCGAUGUGGGAAGUUGUAGUGAUUGGAUUUGGAAGUGGUACAAUAGUUGGUUUGGCUUGGGGGUACUACAUAUUGUCAGUGGGGAAGCCUUUUUGGCUUUUUAAAUUGUUGAACAAGAUGGAAUGGGCUUUACUUGAUUAUCAUGACCACCAUUUCAGUAGAAGAAGUAUAACAAGAAGAGCAAAGAAUUAAAAGUGAUCAUCUAUCUGAGAAACAUUUCAUUUGUAGCAAGAAGUAGAGUAUGAUGGAAUGAGCCUUUUUGGGCUUUACUUGAAUUUGUAGCAUUUUCUUUUUCUUUUUACUGUAUUUUACUCAUAAUUAUAAUUUGUGAUAAUAACAUUUCUUUUCUAUAAAAAAAUGUAAAUGUGUGCCAAAUGGGUGAA